Molecule: messenger RNA, 2844 nt
Organism: Hipposideros armiger (great roundleaf bat)
Lineage: Eukaryota; Metazoa; Chordata; Mammalia; Chiroptera; Hipposideridae
Gene: SLC33A2
Product: solute carrier family 33 member 2
Exons: 5
Coding region: 1150-2802 (550 amino acids)
Biological process (GO): transmembrane transport
Cellular component (GO): membrane
Molecular function (GO): transmembrane transporter activity
Source: RefSeq, a predicted model, not a curated record
AAGGAGUGCUCCCAGAAGACGUGACCUGCUACAGCUCCAGUACCUUCCAUGGGCUCAGGAUGAAAUCUUGGUUCUCCUAAUUGCUACCUGGGGCUGCUGGUGGUGCAGCCCCACCAAGAGCAGGGAGGGGAACAGGACGAGCGGGUCUCACUCUGCCUGUGCUGUUUGAAGCGUGUAGUGGGUGUGUGUGACAUCCCAGUGCAAACGCAGCCCUUGGGCUGUGGACAGGGAGAAGCGGCCUCCACAAGCUGGAGCACCGAGGGCAGGUGGGGGUGAAGAGCAGGUAGAGGCUGGGGCGAGCUGGACUGGGGCACCCAGCGGGGAGGGGGCAGGUGGUCAGCCCUGUGCCCUUGCCCCUGGAACACAGAGAUGAGCACCUACUGUGUGCAUGCCAGAAACUGUUGUGGGUCAGUGCACAAAUGGUCCUUGGAGGUGGGCAGGGUAGUCCCUAUUUUAUAGAUUUGGGCCUCCAAAAUAUGUAGAAAUGACAGGAAACCCACUCAAAAUGGCCACAGCGACUGAGGGAGUCGUUGGAUCAAGUUCCUGCAGGUGGGUAGAAGGUUGGGCCAGCUUUAGGGACCCGGCCUUGGUGUCAGUGCUGGCCAAGGCCCCAGCAGCUUUAUCUACUCAAGAGGCCAUUCUCACCCACGGCCCAUGCCCCACAGGCACAGCUCCGGACAGGAGGGGUCUCAGGAGACCCCCCACAUCCAGCUUACCCUUGGACAGGCCUCUUGGCAAGGCCUGCCUGGCCAGGCUCUCCUGGCUUUGUCACUGGACACUAGAGGGUACUGCAGGCAGGAGCUGGCUGAGCCUGGGCACUGACCUUUGCACAAACCUACCUUCCAUGGCCUGGGGAAGCUGCAGAAACCACAAGCUCAGCGGAGAUGAGGGGAAAGGGGCAGACGUAUGCUGGGGCAGGCAGUGGAAACUUAAGAGGCCAGCUCCUCCAACGAGGUUGCUGGGGAGACCCCCACAGCCACAGCAGCAACCAGGCUCCAGGUGAGAUACCAGGAAGCACUUCUGGAGAGUUAGGGUCUGGGUCCAGUUGGUCUGGGGGCCGGAUCUGAUAACCCAGGGAGGCACCAGCAUAGGUCCCGGUUUGCCGCUUCCUACGUUCGAGGCCGGCCCUCCCUGGCACCGCAGCUGCCCAUGGCAGCCCCGCAAAGCAGGGCGGCCUGUGUCCGCGAUUCACCGGCAGCACCCAGGUUGGCCACCGGGGGCGCCCGAGGACUGCCGGCGCUCUGGCCCGCUCGGGAGCUCUAUGUCCCCGCGCGCUCAGCCGAGCGGUGCCGGGAGCGGAGGGCGGCCUGCGGUCCUGAGGGGUACGAGCGCAUCCAGGAUCCGAGGGCGCGAGUACGGAAGCCAGCCAGUACAACCCUAACGCCACCUGGCACAGCCCAAAGAUCAUGCUGCCGUGUGACGCCUGACCUCACCCUGACCGGACCAAACCACACGCGGAACCGCUCUGCCCUGACUGGGUGCGACCUCCGAUCCCACCCCAGGCCCGGCCUUGAACUCAGCUCCAGCUACCAGAGCCUGGGACCGAGCCGACACGGAGCGCUGGCCAUGCAUGGGAAGCUGCUGCCGCUGGCCGGCCUCUACCUGGUGCAGGGCCUGCCCUAUGGGCUGCAGUCUGGCCUGCUGCCCAUGCUGCUGCGAGCUGGUGGCCUCUCCCUGACACGCGUGGGACUGACCAAGGUGCUGUAUGCCCCGUGGCUGUUCAAGUUGGUGUGGGCCCCACUGGUGGACAGGCGGGGCUCCCCGAGGGCCUGGUUGACGCUCAGCACGGCUGCCCUGGGCCUGGUGUGUGGGCUGCUGGCAGCCCUGGCUCCUGUCCAAGCUGGCCAGGCCGGGCUGCCUGUCACCGUGGCGGGGCUGCUUCUGUUACUGAACCUGGGUGCAGCCGUGCAGGAUGUGGCCCUGGACACGCUGGCCGUGCAGCUCCUGGAGCCCGGGGAGCUGGGGCCAGGCAACACUGUGCAGGUUGUCGCUUACAAGCUGGGGGCGGUGCUGGCGGGGGGUGGGCUGCUGGCCCUUGUGCCCGCCCUCUCCUGGCCCCUGCUCUUUCUGCUCCUGGCCGCCACCUACUGGCUGGCUGCUGUCCUGGCCUGGGUAGCGCCUGCCUUGCAACAACUACCCAGGCCUCCGCCCUCAGAACCAGCCCCCCACACCCUGCACCUUGGAGACUUGCUGGCCGUGUCUGGGACCCUGUGGACGAUGGGCUUUGUGCUCACUUACAAGCUGGGUGAGCAGGGUGCUGGCAGCCUGUUCCCACUCCUCUUGCUGGACCGAGGCUUCUCUACUCUGGAGCUGGGGCUGUGGAAUGGUGUGGGCACUGUGGCUUGCUCCAUUGCUGGCUCGUCUUUGGGCGGGGCCCUGCUGACCAAGCACUGGCAGCUGCUGCCCCUGCUGAGGUCAGUUUUUUGGUUCUGUCUCGGGGGCCUGGCCUGCCAGACUACCCUCCUCUUCUACCUGGACACCCCAGGGGCCAGGCUGGGCCCUGGCACAGCUCUGAGAGGGGCAGCCUUGUUGAGCCUGUGCCUGCAGCACUUCCUGGGGGGCCUGGUCACGACCGCCACCUUCACACUGAUGAUGCGCUGCAGCCAGCUGGCACCCAGUGCGCUGCAGGCAACACACUACAGCCUCCUGGCCACACUGGAGCUGCUGGGGAAGCUGAUGCCGGGCACGCUGGCGGGAGCCCUGGCCGACAGCCUGGGGCUGCCCCUCUGCUUCUCCUUCUUCCUUGCCCUCUCAGCCAUUCCUAUCGUGUACCUGGGCCAGGCGCCCAGCACCCUGGCCUGAGCUGGGCGGCAGGACUGGUCAAUAAAGGCGAGCGAGAGUGGC